AUGGAGUACUGUACAUUUCAUAAAGGUAAACGCAAGAUAUUGGAAAGCGAACCCGUCGAUGGUCGGAAAAAUGGUACUCUCCUUAACGAUUUUAACGCCAAAUGCAGCAAAUUAAUGUUCCAGAUUGACUGUGAACUUAACAAGCUUUAUGAGGAGGUCGUCUUUGAAGUAGCUGCAUUCACAAAGUCAUAUUGGGAAAACACGUUGCGACCACCUGGAAUACCAAUGGCAGUGGUCCGAUGCGAAACACUGGAUGGUUAUGAUUUCGAGAUGGCUUUAGUUAACGCUUUAAAGAUAAAACCAAUCUGUAUAUCACCAUCGCAGACAAUGCAGUUGUACGAUCUCCACGAAAUGCUUCGGAAAAUGGGGGAUAAAAAAUAUAUAAUGCUAAAGCAAGUGGAGUGUUUCACGGCAGGUCCAUACUUGGAUGGUUUAGUUUCAGUGCUCACUGAUUCAGAGUGGGAAAGGAAAAUUGUUUUGGUGGUAACAGUAGCUGUAGAUUUCAAUGUUAUUUUUACUCGCUUCUCGCAGGAAAGCUUCUGGAAAUUGACGCUUUACUGCUUUCAUAUGCCAACGCCAACUUAUGCCUUGCAAGCUAUAUGUGAAGCUAUUGCAAUCAAACCCAGUAACUAUAUGAUUGUCGAUGGUACAUUUCAUAAAGAACUUAGAGCAAGAUUUCUGAGGGAUAGCUUAUCAGUCUGUGAAGUGAAGAGAAUUCUCAAAGUUACGCUUCUACAUAAAUUGUUGGAAUGCGAAGAUUUUGGUAAUGAUAUAGCUGUUAAUAGCGGAAAUGUUGGGACAGAAGCUGUACUGGCAUCUUAUGAUACAUUUUUGUAUCUUUUACACGAGUUAACGACCGGUUUUCCAUAUCAUGCAGAAAAUGUGUAUGAGUUGCAUAGCUGGAUACAAUCGAAUCCGAAUUUUUUCGUUGAAAAAGGAGGACCAUAUUCAACAUGGAAGAGUAUUUGGGUAACAUGGAGUGUGGAGAAGAUGGUAGACUCUUUAUUAAAGCUGUGGAAUCCAGUCAAACGAAUAACCAAUUAUGGCAGUGAAGUGCAGAAAUUGCUUGUUGAUUUACGAGAAAUUGAUCAACGGAAAAUUGCACUGCAAAAGGAAGCCAUACCGGAACAUGAAACAGCAGUUGUUGGUAUUUGUAAGAAAAGACUGUCGCUUCAUGAAAUGCAGCAACGAAUGAGGGACAAAAUAGCUCUGAAGAAGCAUAUGGAUGUGAUGUCUCAUGAUCGGCAAAGAUUUAUUAGGCUACUCACACAGAUAAUGUCUAAAACGCUAAGAAUUUUCCAUAAAGUGCCUAGUCUGGAGAAAAAACUGCUUGUGGGGAAGCAGAACGUGAUGAAUUUGGUUAUUCCUUCUACUACAACGAAUUUGGAAAAAGCAUUUUUGCAACCAAAACUGCGUAAUGAACACCGAAGUGGAAUUCAAAUGGAUCUUUGCCUUGCUUACCGAUCUCUUCUCGAUCUUUCACUGGAAUGCAAGAACAUUCCAAUAUACCGUUGGCUAGCAAGAUUUCAGGAGUAUUUGGUGGAUUUGAAUGACACCAGUCCAGUGUUACGUCUUUUCCGAUGUGUCGGUGAAUUGGAAUUCAUGGGGAUUCUAAAGCCAGCUAGUGAUCGGAAUAGGGAUGAAGUCAAUAUUCUUUAUGUUCCUCAUACAGUUACCUAUUGA
This is a messenger RNA of Brugia malayi, 1683 nucleotides long. RefSeq lists its product as uncharacterized. Lineage: Eukaryota; Metazoa; Nematoda; Chromadorea; Rhabditida; Onchocercidae. The record is from RefSeq and is a predicted model, not a curated record. The transcript is spliced from 11 exons. Bases 1 to 1683 code for a protein of 560 amino acids.